Molecule: messenger RNA, 2690 nt
Organism: Botrytis cinerea B05.10
Lineage: Eukaryota; Fungi; Ascomycota; Leotiomycetes; Helotiales; Sclerotiniaceae
Exons: 2
Coding region: 256-2652 (798 amino acids)
Molecular function (GO): protein binding
Source: RefSeq, a predicted model, not a curated record
GUUUUAUAACAGGGGUUUUGGGUAAUGCCACACUCAGGGGCGAUAAGACGCCGUCGUUGUGCAGGGCAGUGCUGCUCAGCCCUGGCUUUACAGCGUUAACAGGUGGUUGGCAGAAAAUCUAUUAAAGAUGAUUUAAAUAUUCCUUCUUCACACUAUACACAUCCACAAUGAGCUAAUCGCCCUUUCUCUUCGUGAAACAAUUCAGCGUUCCAAUUAUCAGCUCCAUAAUUCCUUCAUUUUAGUAUUUGUACGCUCAUGGAUUAUUCGAAAGUCUCCUCAAUGGAAAAACGUAAAGUCUCAUCAACAUCCGUCUAUGGCAUUGAUGAUUCCCAGAUCCCCGAACCUCGGUGCUUUGCGUCAGGUGCUCCAAAGCAUUUCCCACGCCGCGAGGGGAAAGAGAUUACCGAUGCAGAUUGGCCUGGUCUCAAAUCGAUCAUCCAUCGUCUGUACAUCAUCGAGAAUUUGACAUUCCCCAAAGUCAAAGAAACGCUCCAUUUAGAGCUGGGAUAUAACAUCACGAAACGACAAUUUACUAGAAAAAUCGAAGUCUGGGGCUUCAGAAAGAACUUUAGGAAAAGUGAAAGAGAUGAUAUUGUGAAGAGUGGAGAAAUUCCUCAAAGAUUUAUACACGACUCGCGAAUAACCCAAAAACGAAUCGAGCGCUUGCGGAAAAGGAAUGGUGUACAAAUGCGCCCAGGAAUUGAAAGCGAAGAUGACGAGAUAUUUUUCGUACAGAACCAGGACGUUUCCAAAAAAACGAACGCACCCCAAGAAGCUUCAUUGGACGUUGAAUCCUGCUAUGCCAUGAUCGGGGACCAAAACACACCACUUCAAAACCACGACAUGAUCAUUAAACAGACACCUAUUUCAGAGUUUCGUCAUGACAUAGUCACACCCAAUAUCGAAGAUCAAUGUUCUUUCGGUCAGUCUGCUGAAGAUGAUUUCGAACAUUCAUGGUUGGCUGAAUUAUUUGUGCAGCUCGAGACUGCAGAGAUAAUUGCGUCCACAAGUCUUGAUAAUGAAACCGAGCAGGGUGUAAAAGAAACACAACACCUAUCUAGAACUGAACUGAAGGAACCUUCCAGACCAUAUAGUAGCACUUCAUCAUGCGGUGGGUCUUUCCUGGCUCAAGCACGUAGCCACUCUUCACAUCACCAUUCCGCUAGGAGUACCUCGCUACAAUCCCACAAUCCAGGAAUGCAUCAACUAUACUGGAGUCCCCUAUUUGAGAUUAACAUCUUCCCAACAUUGAGAAACUUCAAUAAACGAUCACAAGAGAGCUGGUUCCAUUUAUUUGCAUCAUUCAAAAGAGAGUCAAUAGUGUGUAAGGAGAAAUUUUCAAAAUUGAAAAGAGUGUUGCCACCGAAUUCUCCGGCAAUCAUUUCAACCUUAGAGUGCAUGGCUUUUGUGUAUCACCAACUCGGCUACAGCAGAGAAUUCGAGAUGACAUGCAGAACUCUCUUGUAUGCAAGACAAAACGAACAAUGUCCUAACACAUACAAAAUGGUAGAAAUAUGUCUUUGGAUUGUCGAUUCCUACAUUGUUUCACAUGAUCUAAAGAUCGGGAUGAAUUUGCAUACCAUCCUACAUCCAAGGAUAGAAAAUGCUAUGGAUUCUCGACAUCCAUUACAUAUUCAUUCAUCUUACUUGAUGGCCGAAAUUCUUUAUCGUCUUUGCCAGUAUAACGAAGCUGAAGCUACAAUCCGCCCCGUAAUGCAGAUAGCUUUGGCCGCAUUAGGGCCCAACCAUCAUUUAACUAUAAGAGUAAUGAAUUUACUCUGUUGGAUUCUGCGAAAAAAUGGCUCUCUAGCAGAGGCCGAUAAGCUUGCUAGGUACUGUCUUCAAGUUUUGGAUAAGUCGGAAUUGCUCGUGGCUUGGCUGAGAUGCGCAGAAAUACUCAUGCAAAUAUUGGAAACUAGGGGACUUUACAACGAAAGUGCCAAUCUGUGUCAUCGUAUAUUUGAGUUAGCAGUCGAAGCGUUUGAUAAUAAAAAGUAUACAUCCUUUCUUUAUCACACGAAAAUGGCCAGAGCCCUCUUGAAACAAAAUGAGGCAUCAAAGGCAGUUGAUAUGCUAAAGGGCAUCCAAAAUUCCCCUUACGCAAAUGGAGGGAAGAAAAUAUUUAUAGAGGUAGAGUUUAAAGUUGUCUUAGGUAGCGCUCUUUGGAAACGGGGAAGUGUCUGGGAAGCUAUAGUCUGCUUCAAAGAAUUACUGAAGUCAACGGUCAGAAUGUACGGAUGGGACCAUUCAGUUGUUUUUGUACACUGCAAGAUGAUUGUAAAUUGCUUGGUACAGCUUUUACAAUAUGAUGAAGCUUUGAAGUUUUUUGAGAGAUUUCUGGAAAAAUGUAGAGGUUUUGUUAAGCAGGGCUCAUCCAUUGCGGGAUGGAUUGGUGAAAUCGAAGAUAGGAUGUACAAAAUGCAAGGAGAGGGUAGAGAUGGCGACAGCAGUAUUUCUGAAGAUUAUGAGGAAGACGAAACAUGUUUUGAAAACACUGAGAUGAAAGAUUAUGAUAUUCGUGAAGAAGGAAACGAUGACGAGGUUCAAUUUGAGGGUCGUGGGCCAAGGUUGGAUGAUAUAUUCAAUACGGAACGAGACAUCUCUAAGGACAUAACCUUUGAGGAGCUAGGUCUUGAAGAUAUCUUAGCAUAGUAUAGGGUAAUAAUAGAGGAGCUUAAUAAACUUGCACA